UUCAGAAUCAGAUUCAGAUUCGCGUUCGCGAGUAGGCUGAAGAUAAGAAACAGGCCCAGUCAGCGCACGCAGAGCACUGACCUCAGAUAAAGCGAAGUGGAGCAAAAUCGAAAGUAGGGAUUCAAAACAAAAAUUCUAGAUGUUUGUUCGCCAAACUGCCAUUCUUUGCGCAUUGGGUAUUUUAUCUCUGUUGGGUGGUUCAGAAAGUAAAUGGCAUACAGCACUUCUUGGAAAAUAUGAGACCAAAAGUUGGAGAACUGCGCUGUCUCAACUCCGCCAGGAUGCCUGGAAGAUAAACUUUCACGAAUUGAGCAGAAACAGGAGACUCAAUGAGGUCACAUUGAGCAGCCUGUUUAAACGAUUUGUUCUUCUUUUUGAAAGGCCCUACAUUGAUGAUGAAUCGGAAUAUGUAAAGAGGCAAGCAAUAUUCAAGAAUGGCCUCAUAAGGCAAGCAUCACUGAAUGUAGAAGAAGAAAAGUACAAGACAAAGGCUGUAUUUGGAAUUAAUAAAUUCUCUGAUUGGUCAGAAGGGGAAUUCAGAGGCCUUUUAAGAAGUCAUCAAAUGCGCAAAACAGUUGAUGCAGUUCCAAACAGUCAAAUGUUUCAAGCUAUACAGGAGGAAAGUGCCAAAGAAAAUGGGGAUUGUACAUAUAAAUCUGUUACACCACCAGAGACAGCCGACUGGAGGAAGGAAAGGAAAACAACCGAAAUAAAAAACCAAGGAAAUUGUGGCAGUUGUUGGGCUUUUGUUGCCACCGAACAAACAGAGACGUUUUCAGCAAUAACUGAUAAAGCUCUGGAAGACUUGAGUGUGCAAGAAUUCAUUUCAUGUGCACCUUCACUUGGAUGCAAUGGCGGCAACACGUGUGAGGUUCUUGCAUGGCUGGCCUCGGCCACAUACAAUGGGUCGAGGUACCAUCUUGUGUCGGCAUCCGAAUACCCUUACGAAGCGAAGGAAACUGCAUGCAAAUACCAAAAGACGAGUAUGGAAGGUGCAACUAUAUCAGGUGUGUGUGGAUGCACAAGUAUGGUGAAUAAUGAACUUGCCAUGGUUCAGGUGGUUGCUCAGAAGGGACCCCUUGCUGUCAAUGUGAAUUCAGUGUUAUGGCAUGAUUAUGUAGGUGGUAUAAUCCAACGACACUGCACCAACAAAACGAUAAACCAUGCUGUACAACUUGUUGGAUACGAUUUGUCGGGCCCAGUACCAUACUGGAUCGCCAGAAAUUCUUGGGGUCCUGACUUUGGGGAGGAUGGGUACCUGCGAAUCAAGUAUGGAGGAAAUCUCUGCGGUCUAGCAGAAGAGCCAUCUUUCAUCUUAAUAUAGUAGCGAGGAAUCAAUUUAUGCUAUUAUCACGACAAUUUUCUUUGCUUGAUGUAACUUGAUUUCUCUUAUGUGAUUUUUUUCGAGGUAAAAUAUUCACCUUUGUCAUAAGAAGAUUAUUAACAACCUUGUCUAAGAUUGUAUG
Molecule: messenger RNA, 1466 nt
Organism: Rhopilema esculentum
Lineage: Eukaryota; Metazoa; Cnidaria; Scyphozoa; Rhizostomeae; Rhizostomatidae
Source: RefSeq, a predicted model, not a curated record